This is a messenger RNA of Mesorhabditis belari, 1209 nucleotides long. The record is from the annotation of a GenBank genome assembly. NCBI's taxonomy places the organism in Eukaryota, Metazoa, Nematoda, Chromadorea, Rhabditida, Rhabditidae.
AUGAAAGUUUUUCGUUCGCUCAAUUGCCCGCAUUGCAAUUUGCCAUUUCUCCCUCACACCGAUGAUCCUCGUUCACCUCGUCAACUUUUUUGUGAUGUCGUCCUUUGCAGUGAAUGCUUUCUAAAGGAGAGAUCCCUCGACAAAUCCAAGCGAUCUCAUCAAUGCACUUUCACGAAUUGUCUAUCGAAUCAAUUCAUUUUACCGCCUUAUUUCUUAAAUGAGCUUCUCAUCAACGAAUCACUUAAGCUUUCCGCUGAAAAUCAAGGCUACAUCCUUGUAAAACCACUUCAUUUGCCCGAAUGUCCGAUUUGUCAAGAGGAAUACUCAAUCGAGACCGAACCUUUCCAACCUUUCCGUCUUCGUUGCAAUCAUCUCAUUUGCAAUGCAUGUUUUGAAAUGAUUCGUAAAAGUUCCACGGAAAGCUCGGAUCAAUUCAAGUUCAAAGUUGUGUGUCCGAUUUGUCAAUCUGUAUGCCUUCGAUCGAAAGAUUGCGUGAAAAAGAACAAUGUUUUGAAAAAUUUUCUCCGAGAACUUCCGGAAAUGCUCAAACAAAUUGAGGAUUUAGAAAAAGAAGGGAAACCAAAUGACUCAAAGGAUUGCUGUGAGAAUUGCGAGAAGAGUUUCUCAUUCUCGCAAAUGUUCAGCUGUUUCGAUUGUAAUGAAAAGAUUUGCGGUUCUUGCGCUUUUCGAAAACAUCGCUCGCACACGGUUGUCGAUUUGAUUGUUAAGGAGAUUGAAAAGAUCAUUGAUGAAACGAGCAAAUCGGUGUCAAGCCAAAUAAGUUGUUACAAAGAAAUCUUCCCACAAUUACAUCAAGAUCUCCUCGAUAAUAUCUCCAUGUUUGAAAAGAGUCUUUUAUCAAAAAUCUCGAAUAUUAAGAGGGAAAACAUUGAGCGCGCUAGAAAAGAAAGUUUCGAUUGUCGUAAACUUGGUGACGAUUUUGAGCUGAUCUCCGAGAAAUAUCUACCAACUUUACGGGAAAUUAACUCAAAUUUACUGGAUCUUCUCAAUGAUCCAAAUUUGGGUUUUGUUCAAGUGUCAAUCUUUCAUGACUCAACUGAUCCAAAAAUUGAGGAAAAGAGAAUGAUCGAAGAGCUGGAAGAAGAAAGCGAAAAAACGAUGACAGAUCAAGCACUCCAAGCUCCACCACGAUCCACUCGACUCAAAAUAAAAAAGUGUUCUUUUUUUGAUUCAUUGAAACAAUACUCA